Molecule: messenger RNA, 2223 nt
Organism: Carlito syrichta (Philippine tarsier)
Lineage: Eukaryota; Metazoa; Chordata; Mammalia; Primates; Tarsiidae
Gene: GOLIM4
Product: golgi integral membrane protein 4
Exons: 20
Coding region: 1-2223 (740 amino acids)
Cellular component (GO): Golgi membrane; Golgi apparatus
Source: RefSeq, a predicted model, not a curated record
AUGCUGCUACGCUGGUUUGUAAGUUUCCACGGAGGUGAAACCAUCAUGGGCAUCUCUGGGCACCGUCCGGCUACAGUCAUGCCCCUAAGGGUCCCAGCCUCUGCCCGGGAGCCCUAUGCUGGGGCCUGUGGCAGCAGGGCCUCAACCACGUGGCUGUUCGUGGAAGCUGUGUGUGCUUGCCGAAGCCCAGUCUGUAGCACGGCCAGGCAGCAUCCUGACUCCCUUGUUAACUCGUCUGGCCACACUCCCGCAGCCAGCCGGGACCGUGCCUGUGGCCUCUUCAGGGGCCCCGGUGGGAGGCGGAUGGAGGACAGGAUGGUCUCAGCUGACGUGUGUGUGGGCACCGAGGGUACUCAGUCCCAGAUGCUCGGUGGCAUUCAGGUGGAAACACUCUUCCAGUGCCCGAGAGGCUGGAGCUGGCGGUACAGGUGUGGGUGGCUGUGGUACAGGCAGGCUGGCGACGGCCUGAGUGGACAGGGUUGCCGGGGAGAUGCCCCACAGGGAUGCCGGAACGUGUCGGGCAGAGGAGGGAAGAGCAAGGUUCUGGCACUGGCUCCGGAGAGGGCAGGCUGCAAGCCAACCCCUUGCCAGAACUGGAGCUUAGCAUCCGGGGGCUUCUGUUUUCACUGUACCAACUUUGACUCUUUUUUUCUAGUUGUGUAUGAACACAGAUCAAGAUUAGAGAAGUCCUUGCAGAAAGAACGACUCGAGCAUAAAAAGGCAAAGGAAGACUUUCUUGUUUAUAAGUUAGAAGCACAAGAAACACUAAAUAAAGGAAGGCAAGAUUCCAACAGCAGAUACAGUGCCUUGAAUGUCCAGCAUCAGAUGUUGAAAAGCCAGCACGAGGAGCUGAAGAAGCAGCACAGCGACUUGGAGGAGGAGCACCGCAGGCAGGGCGAGGACUUCAGCCGCACAUUCAGCGACCACAAGCAGAGGUUCCUGCAGCUCCAGCAAGAAAAGGAGCAGGAGCUUUCCAAGCUGAAAGAAACCGUGUACAAUUUGCGAGAAGAGAACAGGCAGCUCCGGAAAGCACACCAGGACAUCCACACACAGCUCCAAGAUGUCAAGCAGCAGCAUAAGAGUUUACUCUCCGAGCACGAGCAGCUUGUAGUGACCCUGGACGACCACAAGAGGGCGCUGGCUGCCGCACAGACGCAGGUCGCCGAGUACAAGCAGCUGAAGGACACCCUGCACAGGAUCCCCAGCUCCUCGUCGUCCACCGCAGUCGCCCUGCCCAGCCACCAGCAGAGCCCCGCCGCUUCCAUCCUGGCCCGCCCCAACCGCCUCUUGCCACCCCUUUCCCCUCGGCCACCCCGCUCUGCUCAGCGCGUCCCCAGACCCAGCCUAGGCUCCUGCGCAGAGACAUCCCCGCGUGGGCAACAAGCUCAUUAUGACGCCAUGGAUAAUGAUAUCGUUCAGGGGGCAGAGGACCAGGGUGUCCAGGAAGAGGAAGGUGCUUAUGAACGAGACAGCCAGCACCAAGAUGACGGAGAGGGAAACCCAGGUCACCGGCAUGAGUCUCGUGAACAAGGGCCCCGAGAAGCCGACCUGGAGCCUGAAGCCGAUAGGGCGGCCGUGGAGGAUAUAAACCCGGCAGAUGACCCCAACAACCAAGGUGAAGAUGAAUUUGAGGAAGCUGCGCAGGUGCGAGAGGAGAACUUGCCGGAUGGACACGGGGAGCCGAGGCAGACUCAGCAAAACCAGGAGGAGGCGGACAUGGAGGAGCACUUGGUGGUGGCAGGAAAUCCGGACCAGCAGGAGGACAACGCUGACGAGCAGUACCAGGAGGAGGGGGAGGAGGAGGUCCAGGAGGAUUUGACUGAGGAGAAGAAGAGGGAGCUGGAACGUGACGCCGAGGAGCCUUACGCAGACAAUGCCGAGAAUGCCGAGGGUAAGACCAACGAGGGCGAAGAGCAGGAAAUCCGCGAGGACAGCCGCCCCACUGGCCGCGAGGAGCACUAUGAGGAGGAGGACGAGGAGGACGACCGGGUGGCGGGUGCCAGGAAGCCCCGCGGAAAAGCCGAAAUGUCGGGGCGGGAAUGUUGGAUGAUGGGCCUCAACCCUCCACUUCUUCACCGGUGGACAGCAGUCCCAUUUCACAGACAACUGCUGUUUAGACAAGUGUCCAUCCAAGCCAAGAUCAGAGGCCUAGAGGAAAUCGCGCUGCGUUGCAAAGACAAGUGUGACUGGUUUAGUGCGGACGUCGGCACUCCAAGCCCGUGA